Etheostoma spectabile (orangethroat darter) is the source of this 5601-nucleotide messenger RNA. RefSeq names its product voltage-dependent T-type calcium channel subunit alpha-1I. The transcript has 10 exons. Lineage: Eukaryota; Metazoa; Chordata; Actinopteri; Perciformes; Percidae. Gene Ontology annotation, biological process: membrane depolarization during action potential; positive regulation of calcium ion-dependent exocytosis; calcium ion import. Gene Ontology annotation, molecular function: voltage-gated sodium channel activity; low voltage-gated calcium channel activity. The record is from RefSeq and is a predicted model, not a curated record. Gene Ontology annotation, cellular component: voltage-gated sodium channel complex; plasma membrane; neuron projection. Bases 150 to 2315 code for a protein of 721 amino acids.
GUGGAACCAGUUGGACCUCGCCAUUGUGCUUUUGUCAGUGAUGGGGAUCACCCUUGAGGAGAUUGAGAUCAGUGCUGCCCUGCCCAUCAACCCCACAAUCAUCAGGAUCAUGAGAGUACUGAGGAUAGCACGAGUGCUGAGCUGUGAAGAUGGCGACAGGAAUGAGAGCCCUGUUGGAUACAGUGGUCCAAGCCCUGCCUCAGGUGGGUAACCUGGGCCUGCUCUUCAUGCUGCUGUUUUUCAUCUACGCCGCCUUAGGAGUAGAGCUAUUUGGAGAACUUGUUUGCAAUGAAGACUACCCAUGUGAGGGAAUGAGUCGUCACGCUACCUUUGAGAACUUUGGCAUGGCCUUCCUUACCUUGUUUCAAGUCUCCACGGGCGACAACUGGAAUGGCAUCAUGAAGGACACAUUGCGGGAGUGCCCACCAGACCAUGGCACUGAUGUGGACUAUGCCUGCAAUCCUAGCCUUCAGUUUAUCUCGCCCAUGUACUUUGUCUCCUUCGUGCUCACCGCCCAGUUCGUGCUCAUCAAUGUGGUGGUGGCCGUGCUGAUGAAGCACCUGGACGACUCCAACAAGGAGGCCCAAGAGGAGGCGGAGAUGGAUGCAGAAAUUGAGCUGGAGCUGGCCCAGGGCACCCUCUGUUGCAUGGGCGCCCCCAGCUGCGGAGGAGGGAGGGUGGAGAAAGGACUAGUCGCUGCUGGACCUGGAGGCACAGCAGGGGGGAGGGACAGAGGAGGUCCGAUUAGAGAAAGGGGAGAAGGAGUGAGGAAGAUGCGACAUUCAGCAGGGAGUGCACACCCAGGAGCGUACAGCUCCCACGACUCCAGCCGGACCCUAUACUCACCAGCACAAGAGAGCCAAUGGUUGGACAGCGUAUCUCUCCUGAUCAAGGAUACUUUGGAGGGGGAGAUGCUGAUGAUCGACAACCUCUCCGGUUCUGUCUUCCACCACUAUUCCUCUCCUUCCCCCAUCUGCAAAGAUUGCAGGGGCCACCCACAAGAGCAGAUCAAAAUGGCAGAGAUUGAGCAGGCAUCGCUGAAGUCGGAGCAACUGUCAGACAAGUCCUCAUCCCCCAACCUAGAUGACCUCAGCCUAGACGAACAUAUUGCCUACCAGCUGCUGGUGAGAGAAGGCAAGGGACGGUGCAGCAGUGACUCCCGCAGCUCUGAGGAGGCUGGAGGUGGAGGGAGUCACGCAGGAGGCCACCAGACUCAAACCGUGGUGCAGAGUCAGGUGCAGGGGUCGGGCCAGCCCUGUCUGGCCCUGAGCACUGGCAGUGAGGUGGAGACUGCACUACAGGAGAUGGAGAUGCAGCCAUAUAUGCGUUCACCUCACUGUAGCCCUGGUGGCAUUUCCAGCAGCAGCAACAACAAGGAAAGAAACCAAAGAGGAAGAGCAGCCAGUGGCAUUUCUCCUCUCUUCCAUCUGCCUGCAGAGUUCUUCCACCCUGCAGGAACAGCCAUCCCAGCACCUCCCCGCAGUAGGAGCUUACGGUUGUCGAGGGGCCUUAGACUGACCUCCCCAGACUCAUGGGCUUCGCUCCGCUCCCCAGGAGCCCAUAGCAAGAUGCUCUGUACACAGUGCCCAUCCCAUAGUGACUCAUCCCUUGCUACAGGCAGCUCUGAGGGCAGCCUCCAGACCACCCUGGAAGAGGGACUGAGCUUCAGCAUCUCUCCACCGCAGAACUUGGAGCUGCCUUUGUCAUCAGCUCCCUUACCACUUGUGUGCCCGCUCCCACUCCCUGAAGACGGCACUGCAAUUUCCUCCCCAGUUCAGAUCCUUAGACCAAGGCCGAGCCCCUCAUCAGCCCCCACCCUUCAGGCCACCAGGGGCCACCAGCGGAGCCAGAGCAGUGGCCGAGGAAGCACCAGCCCGGGCUACACCCGUGACGACUCAAUUGACCCUUCGGACGAGGACCUGGGCAUAGGUAUUGGAUCGUCAAUUGGUGGCUGUGGCUCCAGCCAAGCGGGCAACAGUGAACACUUGUCAGAGACACUAAGCAGCUUGUCGCUGACAUCACUGCUGUCGCCCAGCUCCCUGGUGCACCCGGGAGGAGCAGUGAAGAAGUGCAACAGCACAGGCAGCCUGGACAAAGGGGGGAUGCUGCUGUCAUCCCGAGGCAGGGAGAGCCGCAGGGAGAUUCUGGGCUUGGAGCUUAUGGACCCCCAAGGCUUCUUGGCCAACCCCUGGACAGGGGUAUUAGUUGAUACAAGGAGAGGAGAAGGAAGGGUGGAAAUAGGAGAUGGCGAGCAAGGGUUUAAAGGAAAAAGCUCAAGCCAAACAACAGUAGGGCCUCGUCGGAAAAACAGAUGAAACCUGCCGACUCUUUCUUUGUCUCUCCAUUCCUUGGAUCUUAACCCAUAGCUGUCCCUCUCACUCUCUCUGCUUCCAUCAGUGAGAGAGAGGCUUGAUGACACAUGAUGUCCUGUAUUCCAAAUCCAAACCCUCAUCUUGCCCCCUCAACCCUUUUCAGUACAUUUGUGAGCCCAUGUCCUAUUUUGUAGCUAGGGGAGUGGUCUUGGGUAUAGACAGCUGGUGAGGAAGUGGCCUGCAGAGUUAAGGGCUGAAGACAAAUCCUUAAACACUCUUAUGGGCUGUAACUGAAGAGGAGGACAUGGAUGGUUCUGCUCACAUUGGAAGGCCAUGAGGCUCAUUCAUAUCAGGGAGUCAAUCGGAGUAGAGACAAAAGACCUAAAACUUAAAAGACACAAGAAAGAGUCUUGUUGUUGCUCUACUGUUUCCUUUUCCCCGUGUUGGCUUAGGUCACUGAGGUUGGAAAUGCAAAAAUAGAAGUACCCAAACUGAAAUAGCUAUACAUGCCAACAGAGACUGUUUUGAAUCGUUUUUGUCUCAGAGGCAGUGCAGCGAGUAAGUGGGAGGAGGCACGGAAAUGUGGAAGGAAGGCUGGGAAAGGAGAAGGCAUGUCAUUUGUUUGGCUCGGAAAGCAGAAAGCGGAUCUAAUGUCCAUCUGUUCUGGCAGACGGAAACAACACAGGUCCCACUCACUCUGGCACAGGACCUUCUGCUGAGUUCAGAGUAAAAUGCAAGGUGGAGGAGAGUUCAAGAGUUUGUGCUCAUAGUAUGUGUGUGAGAGCACUGGCUCAGGUCCAUCCAAGGCAUGAAUUAAGUAAUUCUUAUCGCUUCACCAUACCUCUGCGUUUUUGAAACAGGAGAUAGGUAUUUUUUGAUCAAAGCGCUGUGACUCUGUCAACUGAGUCUUGAGUAGCAGCAGAAAAUGAAAAGAAAUUGACAGAUUGCGGAGGUAAAACGUGCAUGGAGUGAUUCGUGAAAUUGGUUCUUUUUUAUUUCUAUCUCCAGCAUCUGUCACUCAUUCAGACAUGAAGAAAUGAGUAUGAAAGAGAGCUAGGUUGGAUAGAGCUUUACAAACCCCAUCAGAAGAAACAAAGAUGUAUGCAUGGGGCAGCCUUGUGUGUUCACCUAAACAUGGUUCACAGCUACUUAUAAACAAAGUGAGACUUCAAGCACACUCCUUUUGACACCACUUCCUCCCACCAUGCUUAAGGAUCUGUGAUGAAUGGACAAACCCACAAUAGUUGCGAGGGACCUGACUGCAUGAUGGAAUUGCAUUUAACCAAGUUUUUUUUUUUUUUUUAUCUGUAUACAGAAGUGUAUAAAGAUGUCAAUGUUGGGUGAUAACCAUGUGAUUUCUAUCCCACUAUUUUUGUAGAAAAGAGAUAGGCACAUGCAAGUGUUGCCGUUACUUUGUCCCUAUUUCAUUCAGUCCUUACAAUCUCUUUGACUUGUUGUCUAGGACUUUUUUGUCUGCCAGCAGCUUCCAGUUUUAUAACAUUUUUUAAGGUGUGGACAGUGUAUAAAACAACGAAGCAAAAAAUUUCAAACAAACUUUUGUGUGCUGAAGUGAUUGUUCCCUCCAGCAAAUUUCUCUUUUGGAACACUGUUUUCUCAUGAAUUUUUUUUUUCAAAUGUUGGAGUUCCAUGGUACAACCAGAGAUGAGAAGAGCCAUAUUCACUCAGCACAUGAGGAUCGUUCAAGCUCAUAGACAUUCCUGCUGGCUGCACACAGGGAACUUUGUUUGCUUUUAGCCUCCUAUGCUAAAAACCAUCAAUAGCGUAAACCAUCUCUAUGAAAACUUUAAUUUGAGAAUUAAACCACAACAUAUCGAUUAUGGACACAUUAGUGUUCCUUAAGCAUGGUUAUGAGAUUGCAAUACAGUAUGCUUUUUCUUGAAAUUACACCCUGAUGCACUCAUCGUCUCUUCCCGAUCUCUUCGCACAUACAGUAUGUUGUAGCAACCACACACACACCAGUUUUAAAUUCAGCUGACAUUAACAAUGAAUAAAACUUUGCAUAUUUUAAUGCAAGCUUAUUUUGGCUUUUGCCACUUGAUUAACUACUCCAUCCAAAAAUAAACUGCUCAUCUUUAAGUAUGAUUUCUAGAGGUUGACUAUUGUAUCCCCUGUGUUUUGAUCAUUACCUUACUUUUUUAAUUUCUAAAAGAUGAUGUUAGAAAAUUUGAGGGUUUGACCUUUUUAUCAUGCAAAAUCACUUUGAUGACUAUGUUUAAUCACAUGGUGUUGGAUAUUAAUGAGUGAUUGUAAAGACAGUUGUGUGUGAGUUUAUGGUUGUAUGCAUGUGUGUGUGUGUGUGUGUGUGUGUGUGUGUGUGUGUGUGUGUGUGUGUGUGUGUGUGUGUGUGUGUGUGUUUAUGACUUCAGGUGAAGUGAUAUCCUUCUCCUGAAUUUACCUGUUUGUCAGUAAGGAUACCUGAGGUCAAAGGUUGAAGAGGGAAAACAUGAAGCAACAAAGGGCUGUUUUAGCUUCAAAGAUAUAUCCUCCUGUCUUUCUGAGACAAAUCCAUGUGUCAAUGAAGAUGGCAUCAAAGGGUAAAGCCUGACUACGCAGCAAUAAAUGUUCUAUGUGUAUGCCCAGAGUAAAUGAUGUCAAUGUGAUUUGUAUCUCUUCAGAACACAACAGUAUUCAUUACUGUCUGUUUUCGCUUCUACUUGUCUGAACUUACAACCAAUCAGAUUGCACCUCUGCCCUCUCAGAGACCAAUCGGUAGAGAGAUAGGCUGCAAUUGGGCGACAGUAACAAAUUAGGUUGUGGAACUCAGGUCGGGGGGUAUAAACCACUGGUAACAUUUUUAAAGAUAGCUGUAAAGGUGUGCUCAGAUUGAGCUCAGAGCAAAUUUUCACACGGCUUUAUCGCACAAAUUGGACAGCUGGAGUGUUUAUGAGCUACAUACAGCCAAUGCACCCACACUCCAGAUGUAAGCUUUAACUACCUAACAAUGUGCGUGCGUGCGUGCGUGCGUGCGUGCUGCAUGAUUGAGAGAGAAUCUCUGAAUCAGACUGAUCUACCAGGAACUGAAGUUAUUUCUGUUAUUUCCCUCAAGUCUCAAUAUGUUCAUGAAGUUCAAUAUAAAAACAAUAGCCUACACUGAGUUUGUAUGCAAUCAUGCCGACUCCUAAAUUUGCUUUGCCUUCAGUCUGAAUACACCUUAAAAAUGUACAAUUCACAUUUGUACAUAGCUUUGUAUUUUGAGCUGCAUGUGUGCAUUUCUGCCAGUUACCAUGAUUAUAUCAUUAGUAUGCAUUUCAUAAAAUUGUACAAAGUU